Molecule: messenger RNA, 2880 nt
Organism: Saprolegnia diclina VS20
Lineage: Eukaryota; Oomycota; Saprolegniomycetes; Saprolegniales; Saprolegniaceae
Exons: 1
Coding region: 4-2835 (943 amino acids)
Source: RefSeq, a predicted model, not a curated record
GCCAUGUCGAACCCAAGCACGGCCGCGUUCGAAGCUGCGUACGACCUGCUCCACGCGCCGAGCACAUUUGCUGCGAGCGGCGCACUACCGCACCCAGCGCCCAUCCUCUUGACGCUCGCCGGCAUGGACGAGCCGCUCUCGUGGCCGCUCGGCGCUGCGCAAGCAAAGCAGAUUGCGACCUUGUACCCCGACACGAAGGUCAUCCCGUCCUCCGACAUUGUCAUUGAUCAACGCUACGCGCAGCACUACGACGACAUGCUCUCCACAGUGUACGACGGCUCUGUCGAUGCCGUCGUGCCGUCAAGCGACGCCAAGAUGGUGCUGUCGCACAUGGUCGUCGACGACAUCGGGGACGCCGAGAGCUUUUGUUUGCGUCCGACCGAUGACGAGGCCAUAUGCGCUACGACCUUUGGCGUCGUCAUCCUAUGGCUUCCGUCUGCCCACAAAGGCGGCGCUCUCACGCUCACGUACGGUGGCCAGUCGCAUACAGUUGAUGACAACACGCCGCUGGUCGAGACCGCGUUCGCUGCCACAUUUCUCUCGACGACGAUCACAUCUGAAGCGAUCACGUCCGGGCGCCGCGUCGCCCUUGUCUAUCGAUUGUACUACAUUGACGGACCGAUGCACUUGGUGCCGCCGACGCUUGACGCUGCGAUCGCAGCAUUCAAGGCUCUCGGGCAGUCGGGCGUCGCAACGAUCCAGCGCGUCGGCACGGAGCUUUUUACGUCUGACGACCGACUCUCGUUUGAGUCGCUCAUGGGUCUGGACAUGGCGUUUGUGGACGCUCUUGUCGCGACGGGAUGCUACGACGUCGGCCUCGCCGAUCUCACCGGCACGACGAUCGAGACGUUUUUGCCGCAUCCGUCGUGCGGCAUUCCAGAUGACGUUGUCCGCGACUGCCGUCGCACGACCAUCGAAGGUUUCUUGUCGUUGCCGCCGCCAACUGCCCCCGAGUUUCAUGGACCAUCACGCGCCAUUGUCUUUUGGCCCAAGCGCCACCGGUUGAACUUGGUCGGGAUGGCCAAAGCCUUUUUCAUUUUGGCGCAGCGGCUCACGGCACAGGACAACAAGGACGAUGAUGAUGCGUACCUUGGUAUUUCAAAGACGCGGGAGCUCGUGCUGGCGGCCAUGUCCAUCUUUCACGUCUCAAAUCCCUUGCCCAUCGAGUCGCACGCCAUGCGUAUCUACUUGUCGGUCGAACGACAGCAGCAACACGUCCCGCGGCACCUCAAGCGCAUGCAGCGGAUCUUGGUGGCCCUAAAGAACGUCGAGCUCUCCAGUCUCUUUAUUUCGGACUACAUCACGGUCGAGGACGUGCUUCCGUUGGUCGAUAUCGCACCCGUCAUCCACAGUCUCUUGGCGAUGCAUGGCUGGGGCCCGCUGGAGACUGCCGUGCUUCGACUCGUCCAGCGCUGGAUCAGGACGCAUGCAGAUGAAGCUCUCCAUCUGCUCACGAGCUUAGCUGGCCUCGACACUGAGUCGCCCGUGUGCCCAUCGCUUGGUCAGGCGCUCGACGCUGAGCUCUUCAAGCGCUGCUACCAUGUCGUGCGGGCAACGCCGGGUCUGCUCACCAACAAACGUUUACAAAACCGUGGCCCAAUCUUUCUCAAGGGUCUUCUCUUGCUUGAGCACUAUGUGCAAACGACGGUGGCGCAACUCUACGACGCUAACUACGUACGCCUCCCGCCGGUUCUCGUCACAGCCAUUGACGCCUACCUCUUUCCAGCGCUCCCGGCGGUCAUGAGCUUUGAUCUACCAACCCACGGCCUUGACCUACUCCAGGAUAUUGCUGUGGGUCUGGCGUCGGCGGCGCGCUGCCAGCCCUUGCUCCCACUGCCGGUGGCCGUGGUGGACGAGAUCCUCGAGGCCGUGCGAGCGAUGCCACAAGAUUAUGCAGCUGCUCUUCGACACCGCAUCGAUGUCCCUGCCGCCGUUCUUGCCUUGGCGAGUCUCACGCAGCGAUUUGACGCUGGGCUAUUUGCCACGUGCACGGGCAUUUGGGGUCUCGGGAUGCUCCCUGCCGUCGCCUCGAUCACGUCGCAACUUGAAGACACGGCGCUUUUAAGCCCACUGCUUGUCGACUACGUCGAUAGUGUGGCCGAGACGCUCGCGGACAACUCGGUGUGGGAAAAGGCGUGGCGCCGCCCCGUGUACGCGGCCGAGGACGACGCUGCCACCCAGAUCGGCGUCUUUCUCUUCCUCGACACGGUGCUCGCGUUGAAGCUUGUGGCGCCAAACCUUACCCUUGCCUUUGCUGCGAGGUGGUUGCAAACUCUGCCGACGACGCUCGAUGCCAUCGACAGUCUGCUCUUGCCGGUUGUGGUGCGCCUUGACCAAGCCUCUGCAGUCUAUCGGCUAGUGGCAAAGACGGUCGUCGAGCGGUUCGCUGCCGAGCCGCCGCUGCCAGACGUCACCAACUUUGAAAUGCAACCACACCCAAGCCUCGACAAUGAACAUUGCUACCAGUGUCGUAAUGCCCACGAAUUUGCGCGCGAAGCCGACAAGGCGUCGCAGCCCUGUCAUUGCGGUAGAAACGAGCUGUGCCCGAACCUCGUGCGCAUUGGGGACGCAGACGCCGCCCGUCUCUGCUUUGUCGACACGGAUCCCGCGGACAAGGAUCGAAUAUUUCUCGAGGGUUCGGUGCGCCUUGAAAAAGUACGGCAGCCGGGUCAAGUCUCAGAGCCCGAGUGGCGCGCGCACAAAGCGAAGGUCGCGAUGUUGGCGCGUGUGACGGCAUUCAUCGAGCAAUUGAAGCACAAGCUGCGAGACGCGACACAUGAAGACGAGACGAGGGAAACGGAGGUGCCGCCAGCCAAGCGCUUGAGGCUUUUGUAAGCAGUCAACGUAAAAAAAGAAUUUGCGUUUGCAAAUGAUGUGCAA